UAAAACUAUUACAAUUUCAUAUACUUACUUACAACAAUCAAAAGAAAAAUUAAAAAAAAGAGGAGCGAUGUCAAAGUUGAGUUUUCUCAAAAGCUAUGGCCUCAACCUCUCAAGAAAAACCUCUCUAACUAAAACAACGAGCCAAACAAGCCCUUCUAACAAGAUUACAAAAACACCAAACUCCAACAAAUCCAAAACCUUUCAAGCAAACAUCCAAGAAAUGAAGAUGGUUUUCGAAACUUAUGAUAGGAACAAGGAUGGAAAGAUCUCUAAGGAGGAAUACAAGGCUAUGUUGAGGGCCACCACCGGCAAGGGUAUUAUGGUCAAUUCAGACGUGGAGGCCGCCAAGGCGUUCCGAGUGGCCGAUAAAGAUGGAGAUGGGUUUAUUGACUUCAAAGAGUUCAUGGAGUUGCAUAACAAUAAGGUUAAGUCUAAGGAUAUUGAGAGUGCAUUUCGAGUGUUUGAUUCGGAUGGUGAUGGCAAAAUAAGUGCUAAGGAGUUGAUGGAAGUGUUAAAGAGGAUGGGCCAGAAUUAUAGUUUACAGUCUUGUAAGCAGAUGAUUAGAGAGGUCGAUAAUAAUGGAGAUGGCUUGAUUAAUUUGGCUGAAUUUACUACCAUGAUGACUACCACCAUGGCCAUCAAGUUUGGCAUCACUUAAAAUACUACUACGUACUUUAAGGGCAUGUUUGGAUUGAGGGUAAUAAAUUAAGGGGGUAAUAAACGUCAAACUAAAAAAAAUAAGGUAAUUGAAGCUGAUUAUAAUGGGAUUAAGUGGUAGCAGAUAAAUAAACUAGUGUUGACAAGAAUAAAAGAAAAGGAAAGAGGGGAACAAGUACCCUCGUUAUAGUUACUCACUAUCUUACUAGGGUGAUUAUUACCCUCAUUUGGGGUAAUUACUUCCCCCUUUCCUUCCUUCUCCUCACAACACCACCACUAUCACAACUUCUUAUCACAAUAUACCACUACACCACUAUCUUUGCAACCACCUCAAUUCACCUUCAUUUUUCAUUUAUUAUUAAGGUGGUUUGACUUUUAUCACCCAAAUAAUCUAUUACACUCGAUUCAAGCAUGCCCUAAUAGCAUAUAAUUUAACCUGCUUUGUUCUCUCCUCCCUCCUUUUCUCCGUAGGGGUUUACACAUCUCAAGGUUUUCUAGACCGGAAGCAACCAGAGUUCUUCGGAAAUUUGGCUAUUUUCGACCCUUUUGUUUUAAUGUUUUUGUCGCCAGAUUCAAUAAAACUACAUUGUUCGAGUGUAGAAAGUUCCUUUGUGGUGCAAUUAGUUAAGUAUUUGAGUUUAGUAUAUUUUGGUGGAAUAUUGUCGUGAAUUUGGUUUAUGAAUAAAAAAUUAUGCAAUAUCGCAACAGUUAUCAA
Spinacia oleracea (spinach) is the source of this 1372-nucleotide messenger RNA. RefSeq names its product calmodulin-like protein 30. Gene Ontology annotation, molecular function: calcium ion binding. The coding region runs from base 68 to 658 and encodes 196 amino acids. Lineage: Eukaryota; Viridiplantae; Streptophyta; Magnoliopsida; Caryophyllales; Amaranthaceae. The record is from RefSeq and is a predicted model, not a curated record. The transcript has a single exon.